AUGAAGGCCACCGCAGCCGCACUGGGUCUGUUGGCCUCUACGUGUUUCAUGCAACUGGCCUCCUGCAACCUGGUCAAAUACGAACUGAACCUGUCAUGGGAAGACCGAGAAGUGGCCGGAGCUGUCCGGAAGACGAUAUUGGUGAAUGGGCAGUUUCCCGGCCCGACGCUGCGAAUGAAGCAAGGUGACGAUGUGGAAGUCCUCGUGAACAACUCGAUGCCGUUUGGGACCACCGUCCACUGGCAUGGCAUCGAACAGCUGGGCACGCCGUGGUCUGACGGUGUCCCGGGCCUCUCGCAGGAGAAUAUCCCUCCGGGUGAGGAAUUCCUGUACCAGUGGAAGGCGGUUGACUACGGCGCGUACAUCUACCAUAGCCAUGCCCGAGGCCAGAUCGAUGACGGACUCUACGGGGCGAUCAUUGUUGAACCGGAUGACUGCGUGGAGCAGCCGUUCGACCUGAUCACCCAGGAUCCGAGUGAACUGGAGGCGCUCCGCAGGGCAGAGCGGGAAACGCAGCCCAUCAUCGUCUCCGACUGGCGCCAUAUGACAUCUGAAGAACUCUGGCAGGCUGAGGAAGUUUCCGGCAUGGAGAAUUACUGUGUCAAUGCCGUCUUGAUCAAUGGCAAGGGCUCCACGAUGUGUCUUGCGCAAGACCGGAUUAAUGCACUCACGACGGAUACGCAGAGGGAAGCGAUGGGAAACCAGACUCUGACUGAUAUGGCAUGUCUCCCGCCUAUUGAUGCUAUUCUGGGACCGUUCGAUCGUACGCCCGAGUUGGCCCCUCCCGGCUUCUACAAGGACUGCACCGCUGGAGACGGGCCCACGGAGAGAUUCGAGGUGGAUCCUGCCACGAUGUAUCGGAGCUGGGAUCUCAUUAGCAUGGCUAGCGUGUCCACGCUGGUGUUCUCGAUCGACGAGCAUCCGAUGUACGUCUACCGGGUGGACGGACGAUAUAUCGAGCCUCUCCGGGUCGAUGCGGUGACCGUGCCGAUUGGAACGAGAUACUCAGUGUUCACGAAGCUGGACCAACCGGCGGGCGAUUACACUGUCCGGGUGGCCAACACGGGGGUGAAUCAGAUCAUCAACGGCACGGCUGUCAUGACAUACACGCCAUCGACGCAAGGCCAGCGCCAGCGUCGGCCGUCUCAGGCCUCCAUCACGGAAACAGGCAUCAAUGCCACCACCGCCACGGUGAUCUUGAACGAGACCAGCGUAGUUCCCUUCCCUGUCGUCCGACCUGCGGCCACGGUCGACCAGACCGUCAUCCUGAACGUGGACCGGUGGAACUCCUCCUACCAGUGGCUGAUGGGGGAGGACAGCUACUCUAUGGAGCUGGAGGAAGCCAGCCCCGUGCUCUUCAACAAGAGCUCCAUCCCGUCCAAGUACACCAUCAGCACGCGGAACGGAACCUGGGUGGACCUGAUUUUCAACAUCAGCAGCACCACGCAUCCCAUCCACAAACACUCGAACAAGUUCUUCGUGCUCGGGUCGGGCACCGGCGCCUGGAACUGGUCGUCCGUGUCGAGGCGAUGCAGGACAUCCCGCAGAGCUUCAACCUGGAGAACCCCCAGCUCCGGGACACGUACGACACGGCCAGUCCGGCGCGUUCGGCGACGUGGAUGGCGAUCCGGUACCAGGUGGUCAAUCCGGGGGCGUUUCUGCUGCACUGUCACCUCCAGACUCACUUGA
Aspergillus terreus NIH2624 is the source of this 1689-nucleotide messenger RNA. RefSeq lists its product as uncharacterized. The record is from RefSeq and is a predicted model, not a curated record. NCBI's taxonomy places the organism in Eukaryota, Fungi, Ascomycota, Eurotiomycetes, Eurotiales, Aspergillaceae. Bases 1 to 1689 code for a protein of 562 amino acids. The transcript is spliced from 3 exons. Gene Ontology annotation, molecular function: copper ion binding; oxidoreductase activity.